Caenorhabditis auriculariae is the source of this 8139-nucleotide messenger RNA. NCBI's taxonomy places the organism in Eukaryota, Metazoa, Nematoda, Chromadorea, Rhabditida, Rhabditidae. The record is from the annotation of a GenBank genome assembly.
AUGAAAGUUCUCAUUUUCGACCGCGAACAUAACUUCACCCGUUGGUACGUGUACUGGAUCCCAAAGACGCGCACUCUCGGUCAGAUUUUUUUUUUGCCCUAACAAAUUUUCAUUCACAACCGCUUACUUCGAAAUUUAUUACUCACGCCUUAAAAAUCACUCUAAUUUCGCUAUAUUGCACCGUGUAUAGCAAAAUAGAGUUGCGGAGCUGAAGUGUAUUUUGAAGUUCUUACAAACUUUUUGAAAAAGAAAAAAAAAGUUUUAUUAUCUACGCCAGUCGUAAGAAUUUUAGUGCCCUUACACGUAAAUGAGUCCCUCAAAUGCAAAACCGCGUAUAAAUGAGUAAAAUCUCCGCUGGUCUCGUCAAGAAAUGCAUAGAGUACUGUAAGCCAAGAUGGCAUCAGAAAAGUUGAAAUUAAACUAUGGAGUUUUUCGAACUUGUAAGAAAAUUAAGUAUGUCCCUUUUUUACAUUUAUAAAAGUAAUUUCUAUUUUCUAUUGAAGCUUUUCAAUUUUUUCUUUAAAUUACCUAAACUUGGAAGUUAGGGAAAAGCCUUAGAAACCUCUAGAACUUUUUGAAAUAUACAUGGGAUAGUCUCGGUGCGACCUGAAAAAGGGGAGAAAACUUGGCAAAACCGUGAAAACUUGGCUGUCGCCAGUCAUGCUCAUCCGAUGUAUGAUUUGAAACCGGCAUUGUUUUUUUUAACUUCAACUUUCGCCGUUCAUUUUUUUUUUUUCGCUGAAAAUAAUGGAGAAAGAGCUCCGCGAAAAGGCCGAGAUGUAGUAAGGUCAAGGUACAACCUUGCAAGCUGCAAAGCUGUACUUUGUGCUCACUGUGUGCACGUUGCUCAUGGCGGUGCUCAGGAGUGACCGACGGGGGCAGCACCUAUUACGAGCGGACCUGCACCAUCGAGGACCGCAUGCGCUUGCUCAACUCCUCGAAGACGCUGCUCGACGACAAGUGGAGGUUGGUGGCCUCCUACUGUCUUGGCAGCUCUUUCGAGUCUUUUACCAAUUCAACCAUUCGGAAAUUUUAUUUCAGCAGUUGGAUAUGAGUGAAGAAUUUUUCAUCGAGCAAAACUUAAAAAAAUAAAUUAAACUGCAAUAAAUUAUAAAUGUUUCUCAAUGAUUACUAAAUUUUUGGCUUCGCGCUAUUAUUUGCUGGAACUUGAGAGGAAUCUGCUCAAACUUUAAAAAAACGUUUGAGCAGGUUCCAUAAAAAAAAGUGGGGGUGAUUCAUAAUAACAGAGGUGGAGGAUGGCUGCCCACUGGCUGCCCUGCCUGCCAAGCCAUAAACGCCCAAAAGCAGAGAUGACUUUUUCAAUAGUAAGUCAAUGAAUCGUUUCUAUCGCUUGGCCCAAUGGCUUGGCUUGGCCGCCAAGCCAAGGGCUGCCUUCUCAAUCUUCCACCUCUGCAUAAUAAUAUCUUUGGUGAAAUAUUUUUUUACAUAAAUUUUUCUCCGAGGUAGAAUGGACACUAGAGUUCGUUUGAUUUUUUUGAUUUAAGAUUUUUAAAAAAAUUUAUAGCGUUUUUUUGGGUUUUUAAACCCAAAAAGUAAAAAGCCUUAAAAGGCCCUUUCUGUGAGAAAAAAAUAUUUUUGUUCUCAUAGUUUUAAUUACUUCCAAACCAUAUGAAUAAACGUCGUUUUUGUUGGUUGUGAGGACUGUGCAGAACAGAAAAUGAAGCUUGAGAUUAUCUCUUUUUGUGACUCGACAAGUUGGUUUUAGCGACGUGUUCGACCAGGCGGGUAUGAAGAUCGAGGAAAUCAGCGAAAAAGAGCUGACUGUCUCGUUCGCCUGUCUGCAGCAGAUCACUCUUGUCCUCAACGAGAACAAGGAGGUCGCAAAGCCACUCUUCUCUUUGCUUUUCGAAGAUCGCCAGGUAACUCGACGAGUCGCACAGGAUGUCAUCAACUUCUUCUCAGGCUCUCAUCUCGGACCUCUCCGAUAAUCGCAAGCGCACUCGCACAAGGUCUCUCACUGAAGAAGGCGCCAAGAUAAAAAAGGUUCUCCGUAAAUAUUGAUAUAGAAGAUUUUCUGAUUAUAAAAACAAAUAAUUUUCAUAAGUUCACCGAAAAAAGUAGUUUUUUUAACAAGCUGAAAACAUUGAAAGGAGUUGAAACUGUAUAUUGCGCUUGAAGAACUUUCGAACAUCCGCAACUGAACUGAAAUCAAUUUUUAGCUGGCCCCGGUCAAGAAACGCGUCGGAAAGGCUAAAUCCAAAGUCUCCGACGGGCCCAAGUUUGAAGAUUCGGAUUAAAGCCAAUUGCAAGAAAACUAAAAUAAUAACUCGAUUUCGGCAUUUUGGUAGCUCAUCGGCCGUCUGACUUGUUAAUUAGACUUGCAUUGUUGACACUUUCUGUUUUCACGUCCAUUGUUUUUCACUUGUAAAAUAAUUCCUCGUUUCCUGUGAAAUAACCUCACAAUUUUUUUCAGCGUCUCAUUUUUCUCGAAGCAUUUCUUAAUGCGCAUUAAAAGUAAUUUUGCGAAAUAAGACUCAUCUCUUUCAUAACUCUCAAAUUUUUUCGUUAUUUUCUCAAUACCUGAUGGUCAUUUUAAAUCGCCUAAAUUACUUUGAACGCGACAUAACUCAACACAUCAUUUUUUUUUUUGCACUGCCUUCUGUUAAAUGUCUCUCAGGCUUGGCGGGGAGUAGACGGUCGCUCUUCUUCGCACUAGUGAUCACUUGAAUAGGAGAGAAGAUUUCGUUUACCUUCCGCGAGAUCUGAGUAAUUCUUAAGAUUCUCAGUGAUUUUUAUUUCUUGUUCCAUUACUACUAACCUUAAUGUACUAUGACGAAUCAAUUUUCAUUUCCUGUAAGUAAUUGCCUACAUUUUGUAAAGUUCAAAAGUUCCAGUUGACCGUCCAUUAUGUUUUGCUUUUAAAAAAAUUGUUGAUUUCAUUUUGAUCCGUUGGGGUUGUUUUUUAUGAUUUUUUUUUUUGCACGCUUUUCACAACUUUUCCCUGUAGUGGACGACGACGGAUCCUCGCACGAAGAAGUGUUGCGGUUGUGUCUUUCUUCUUAUGAAGUUUUGGUUUAAUGCAUUGGACGAUAUAUUACAUGAAGUAGCAACCUAGGAGCUGAAAAAAUCCGGAAGAAAUCAUUAAAUUGAAGAGCAGUUGAUCAAACACUGCGUCGUACGACACGAUCGUGCGAAGAUCCUACGUCGAUUUUUCAAAAUGACGAAUGUUGAAAAGGAGUUUUUCAUUUUGUUUACUUAUCCUACUGAUUUACCUAUAUCUGCAUAAAAACAAUAAACACUUUUAUGGGAUUUGCCAGAAACCUAUAAAGAAGGAAUUUUUUUUGAUUUUUUUUUUGAAUCUCCAGUUGAAAAGUAUUUAUUUUUUGUUCUGUAGAAAACACUUCUUCAUUUUUUGGUAUUCAUCAGUGUUAUUUUCCCAUGGGAAAAACAGUUUUGGAAAGUGUAAUAAUUGCAAUGGCCUUUCUGUUCAAACGAGACGAUUUUUCAGAUGCAAGACCGUUGGAUUGAAAUGAAUAGGUAACCGUGAAACGAAAGAGAAUGGACAGGGUGCCGUCGGAAUGCGAGAGGCGGAGCUUCAGGUACUUUGACUUCUGACCGACAGCCGAUAUCAGCUGUCUGCGACUAUUUCCAGAUACACUCCUAUCAAUCUUUUUCUUAUCUCUCACCUAUCGGACUCCGCCCAAAGUUCUGCUUCCCUUGGUAAAACUUCACAGAAGAAAUUAGUCGAGAUUUUCUGCGAUCUAAUACUUUCAUCAGACAAUUUUACCCCAAAUGUUUUGGGAUGCGCUUUUGAAGCGAUUCUUUUCAUCAGAACUUUGAAGAUUUGAUUCCGAACUUGAAACAUCCUGAUUCCAUUCUUAUAAGACAGGGCGUCUUCUGUUUCCCGAAGUUUUAAAUUCUAAUGUGUUUAGAAUCAAUAAAUUUUUCACAAUAUUUUUCCAACUUGUAUAGUUCAUUAUUUUUGGGCCUACUUCAUCAUUUCCCAAUAUCAAUCGUUCUUGGACAUUUUUUAAAAGGUCUCUUUCGAAUAAACCACGUCGUACAUUUCAUUUCGCUUUUUUGUCUGCUGAGAUUCUCUAGAUUAUUAGACUUUGUUCGACCUUCUAUCGUUCGAUAAAGUUGAAAUAGAUUACUUAUUGAGACUUAUCAAAGUGGUCGCUCAGUUGAUUAUCUUGAUGUCUUGAUGGACACCUUCCUUUUUCCUCUGAUGGCAGGUGUCAUCUCUAACUACUUUCCAUGUACCAAAAGUUUUCUUAAAGCUCAUAUUGUCGGGAUAAAAUACCUCUUCAUAACCAUUUGAGCAUCUACUGAGCAGUUGGUAAAUCAAUUGUAAACAUUUUUUAUUGAGUUUCUUACCUAUAUUUUUGAAAAAAAUAAUUCUCUAUCUUUCUCAGAAUAACAUUGCUUCAAUAAAAAACUCAGUUUAUUUGUCUGUAACAUUUUUUGUCUUUCAGAUGCUGGAUUUAUGGAACUUCGUGCUCAAUUUUUAUACGACAAGCUUCCUUUUCGUCUACUUGACGACAUCACUCUUGAUUCUGAAAAAACGAAGUUGGGGUGAGUCAAAAAGCCGCCAAGUCUGUUCUUCAACUGGCGCGACGUUUGUCGCACGAUUGGAGUGGGGUGAUAUCUGAGAAAAGAAGUGCACGAGGGAACGCCAAGCAUGAACCCCACGUGCGGAGGGGCAAGUGGUCACCAAAAGAGCCUCUGUUCAUCCUUCCAAAAUAAUAGCAAACUUCGCGUUUGUCUGAAUCACAACGGCAUUAUUGUGACGAAAAAAACAUUUCUUGGUCAGUGCGAAAAGUCACAAAAAUAUAAGAUCAUCAGAACAAAUAAACAAAAACUGUUUUGUUUCGAAUUAAUCUGAUGUUCGAAGCAACACCGUUAGAGGAACAUGGAAUGAUUAUUCUUGAGAAGUUUUCAUGACGAUUUGCAGGGAUCUUUCCGGAGGUUACUCUAGGCUGGCUGGAGCUUCUGCUCGACAGAUUGGCGUCGGACGAGAUUGCCGCAGUCCCUUCCUUCGGCAAAAAACAUUUGACCCCGAAACUCGUCGAACAAGGUAAUAAUUCCUCCAAGAGUUCUUUCUCAGAUCCGACUUCAGAACGCGACGCUUCUCCGUUUGAGAUGUCCGCCACGUUGCUCACCUGCGGAAUCGAAGCCAUUUUGCAGGUAAAACUCAUAAAAAUUGAAAAAAAGAACACUCUUUGACUUUUUUGAAUCCUAAUGAGUUUUUAGUUCCUUAGUUUCACACAAGGAUUACUGAACUGUUUUAUUGGGAUCGCUCUACUUUCCUUGUUUGCCACAUUUGUUUUAAAUUUAUGAAAUUGAGGACGACUUAAGCCGUGGAUUCACUGAAGCCGAAAAGAGAGGCUACUCGUUACUCGAGAUGCCGAAGAACGCCAGAAAUCAGAAGACUCUGACGACGAUGUACUCAGCGCUGUUCCUCUUCCGCUGGACGUUUCUUCUGCCGCUGCGCGUCGCCUUCAUGAUAACUGCGGUCGUCUUUCUUUCCAUGUCCUCUGUAUUUUGCAUUUUUGUCGGCGCUUCCCAGAGACAAGGUCGGUUACACGAAGUGCCGUCCGCGUCAAGAAUCCACUUGAUAUUUCAGUUCGGUAUUGCGGCGUUGUUUUCGCUCGAUUUUUCAACGUGGCCACGGGGCUCGUCGUCAGAUCUCACGACAAACAUCACCGACCUGCUUCUUCAGGUUUUAUCCAACAUCCUUGAAACCAACUGGAAAAUUCAAUUGCAAUUGGAAUGGCUCGAUCAAAUCGAGAUUCGAGCUGUAGAACGUCAAGUAGCGGCGACUUUUCGAGCCAUUCCUUUUGCUGCAUUCAACGGUUUGACAAUUGAAACAGCUCCUUUUUCCAGGGAUCGUUGUUUCUAACCACCUCAGCUUGAAUGACGUCAUGACUUUGUACUCAGACGUGCCACUCGACAGCAAAGGUUUCUUUUAGACUAUCUCAGCUUUUCCAUUCGAAUUUGAAGGGUACGCCGUGACAGCCCAGUCUCACGGUGGCUUCGUGACAGUGCUGCAGAAGUACGGCUCCUACCUGACGCCGGUGCUGCUCAUCGACCGCGAGAACAAAGCCGACCGGACAGGCCUCCGUGACGCCAUUCUUCGCUACGCGACGCAGAAAGACGCAACGCCGCCGCUCGUCUUCCCUGAGGGAUUCUGCGUCAACAACGACGUCGUCCUACAGUUCCGCAAGUCGGCCUUCGUGGACGGAAUCACUUUCCAUCCCAUCGCCAUGAAGCAAAAUCCGAGGUUGAUAAUUUUCAGCAAUGAAAUUUUUCCAAUAAAGUAUAUCUAAAUAUUAAAAUUAUCUUCUUUUCCACUAAAUACUGAUCUCAUAACUUCGAAAGGAGACUAGCUUUUGAAAAGUCCGAGAUAGCCUCCCCGUUUCAUGGAAAAAAGGUUAGAGCUCAAAAAAUCGUCUGCGCAUCAUAUUUUCUUGAAUCUUUUUUGAAUCGUUGAACGUUUUGACCGUUUUUGAAUGAGUUUUUGAAUCGUUGAACGUUUUGAAAGUUUUUGAAAGAAUUUUGUAAUCGUUUUUAAAGUCCAAAACAGAAAGUUUCUGAAUCAAAAAGGUCAGUUUACUAUGCGAAUGCGAUUUUUCUGAGAAUUAGCCGGAACACCCCUCAAUGUACGGAAAGUAGAGCCAGAAAGCCUCAUUCUACAAAACUUCUGAGUUUUCAAGAAAUAACUACCCAAUUUAGCCUAUUUCAACAACGAGAAAGAUAAUUUUCGAGGGCUUUCUCUGGUUUUAGGUUUUCUUUCUCAAAAACUAGGAAGUUUUGCGGGUUGAAUUCUUCAGGCUUCAGUAUAUCAAGGGGUGUUCAGGCUAGUUUUCCGAAGGGAAAAACUACUGCAAAAAAUAAGGACCAACUUGAUUUUUAAAAAAACCAAUGUAUACAGUUUCUUUUUAAUUAUGAAUUUUGGAAACUCCGUUUGUCGUUCUCAGUUUCCAUACCCUGUUUGGCCUUUUUCGAACCUUUUUCUCUCCAGGCGGUGAUGCAUAGCUAUGAAUAUUUCAAAUAAAAAAAAAAUCUUGUAAUAACGCAAAUUUUUCUGUGCUUGACAACUUUCGCUUUUUCAGAUUCGGCGACUCAUUUUGGCGCGAAGACACGUACCUACCGUAUCUUUUGCGAUGCAUGACUUCUCUGGCCUUGCAAAUCGACAUAGUAUAUCUGCCGACAAUGCACAAAAUCCCUUCUGGUGAGAUCUUCCAACUCUUUCGGUCUAAGAAGACACGCUUUGUUUCUUUUCCAUCCGGCUGUUUUUGCGCGGCUAACUUUCUAAGGCAUUGUUUAUCUGAUGAGAGCCGCGCGAGUCGCCGUCGCCCGGUUGAAAGGCUCCAGAUGUGAGUUGACCCCGUAAGCAUUGUUGACAACAAAAAAAAAAGAAUUCUGUUGUCGAUUUACUCGGCCGCAGCCGGAUCGCAGCCAUUCAAAAACCGUGUAAGAUUGCGUGGGAAAGCAAAAUGCCGACAUUCAAAGCGGGAGACUGCGAGAGCGUGGCUCGUCCUGUUGCACUUUUCGCGUCUCCAAAGUGCCCUUUACCAGUCAUGCCGUUUUCGGUGACGCACCAGCCAAACGGCUAUCUCUGCAAAACUGACCGCCUAACUUUUUCAAAUGUUUCAACGAUAGCUAUUACGGGAAAUAAUCUAUUGAUAUAGCCACUUUUCAUUAUUUAAUUUGAAAUUUCUUCUUUUUCUCUUCUUUAUUAUUUGCGUUUUUACAAUUAAAAAGAAACGGUUAGAUUCCGCCAACAUAAAAUACGACAAAAGGAGUUUUCAGAUAGUUUAAUUUUUCGGAGACUCGAAUCAGCGCUUUUCUGAUCAUUAGAAAUGAAUAUCACCAACUGCCUUUUAUCAAUUCGAAGUAGAGUAUAUCUUCAAGUUUUCAAAGGAAGCAAAAAAGAGCGUUUGAUCGUUGAGAUGAUUGACUUCACUAACAACGACAAACAAAAUGCGAGAGAGAAAGUUGGUUUCAGAAGACGAGGCUGAGUUCGCACGUCGCGUGCAGACGACCAUCGCAGGAGCCAUCGGGCGCGACGCUCUUCCCUACGGUGGUCACUUGAAGAAGCCGUCUCAGCGACAUCGGCAUCUUAUGCAGCUGCAGGCCGCCAUCGCCGCCAACUUCCUCGAUUCCAUCGAGUAG